AUGGCUACCCCUAGUGUCCUAGCUUUUGAUGCUGAGGGUCGCGCCAUUGAUUUUGAGGUCUGGUUAGACGACCUGCAGCUGUUCUUACAGUGCGACAGGGCUGACGACCUUUCUCUCUUUGAUCUCACCUCUGGCGCCUCUCCUGCUCCUGCUGCUGAUGCUGAUCCCGCUGUCCGCUCUAAGUGGGCCACCCGCGAUGCUGCUGCACGUCUUGCUGUGCGUCGCCACCUCCCUACCUCUGAGCGUGCGCACUUUAGUCAGUACAAGAGUGCUCAGACCUUGUACGACGCUGUAGUUGCGCGCUACUCCUCCCCUGCCACUGCUGCACUGAGCCGUCUCAUGCUUCCCUACCUCUUUCCUGACCUCUCUGCCUUUCCCACUGUCGCUGACCUCAUUACGCACCUCCGCACUAGUGACCCUCGCUACCGCGCCGCCCUUCCUGCCGAGUUCUGCGCUAAGAACCCCCCCCCCAUGUACAUCGCUCUCUACUACGUAGUCGCGCGCCUCCCUGACUCCCUUCGCGUCGUCAGGGACCACUUUCUCGCAGUCUGUCCCACCACCCUCACCGUCGACCUCCUCGAGAAGGCCCUCCUUGCAGCGGAGAAGAGCAUAGUCGCUGUAGGUGCUUCUCGUGGUGACCCUCGCACCCCCAUCUUUGAGGGGUGCUCUCCUUCCCCCUUGCUGCCCUCUGUUGCCUCUGCUGCUGCUGCCGACCUGCUUGGUCUUGAGUCGGUCGGCGCGGCGUCUGCCCCUAGUGGGAGACGUCGCUCCAGCAAGGGCAAGGGGGGCAAGGGCGCGGGUGGAGCUGGAGGGGGCGGUGGCGGUGGCGGCGGUGGCGGCGGAGGGAGUGGGGGUGGCGGCGGGACUAGUGGCGGGGGUGGUGGUGGUGGUGGUGGCAGCAGCGGCGGAGACGGUGGUGGUGGUGCCAGCGGUGGUGGUGGAGGCAGCGGCGGAGGUGGAGGCGGCGGAGGUGGAGGCGGUGGAGGCGGCAGCGGAGGAGGCAGUGGUGGUGGAGGAGGUGGAGCUGGUCGGGGUGGUACCCAGCAGCGUAGCGGCGGUGGUGGUGGCCAGCGCUCGCACCGGCAGCAGCAGCAGCGCUCGCGGGACAUCCCCUCGCCUCAGCAGCUUCGUGAGUGGUACGCUGGGCGUCAGAGGGGUGGGGGUACUGGUCCCUGCACCUACGUUCUUCGUUCCGGCGACCACGCGGCGAUCUUUGAUCUUGAUUUUGAUGCUAUCCUUACUGCUAUGUAUGUUGUGGAUUAUAGUGAGGAGAAUGAGGGUUACCGUUGUUUCCAGCCCGACCCGGGCAUUGGUACUGCUGCGCUAGGUGCUUGUGAGGCUACUGCUCUAGGUGCCAGUGCGUCUGCGCUCUCAGGUACUGGUGAGACUGCGCUCUCAGGUACUGCGUCGUCCUCGUCCUCCCUCACUUUCACACUUGACUCCGGAGCUUCUCACUCCUUCUUUCGAGACCGCACUACCCUUACGCCGCUCGGCCGGCCGGUUGCAGUCUCCCUUGCUGACCCCUCUGGAGGUCCUGUCCUGUCUCACUUCUCCACUAUCCUCCCGUGUCCGGCUGCCCCUUCGGGCACCCUGUCGGGUCUGUACCUUCCCUCGUUCUCCACAAACUUGGUGAGUGGAGCGGACCUGCAGGAUGGGGGUGUUCACCAGUUCACUCCUGCGAGUCAGCGGGUGACCCACUGCACGGAGGCACGCACAGGCCGACACCUGGCCACGUUCUCGCGUCGGCCGAGGUCGAGUCUCUACACCCUGACCGUUGAGUCUCCUCCUGUCCCUGCGUCUGGUCAGGUGGCUGCGUCGGGUCAGGUACUUGCUGCUGCGUCCCGGUCAGGUCCUGAGUCUGCCCCCUGUUCUUGUCGCCUCCUGUCUCACGAGACUCUCCUGUGGCACCACCGUCUUGGCCACCCCUCCUUGCCCCGUCUUCGGAGCAUGGCUUCCCGUGUCCUUGUCUCUGGUCUUCCCCAGUCUCUCCCUCCUCUCCCCUCCGGGCCAGGACCUUCCUGUGUCCCCUGUGUCGAGGGUCGCCUCCGGGCUACUCCUCACGCCUCCCACUUCCCCCCGACAGAGGCUCCCCUGCAGACGCUUCACAUGGAUGUGUGGGGCCCAGCCCCCGUCCGUGGGCAGGGUUACGAGCGCUACUUCCUGUUGGUGGUUGACGACUACUCGCGUUACACCACAGUCCUCCCCUUGCGCAGCAAGGGUGAGGUCACUGAGGUGCUGAUCGACUGGAUCCGCGAGGCUCGUCUCCAGCUCAGGAAGAGCUUCGGCUCGGACUUUCCUGUUCUGCGUCUGCACUCUGACAGAGGCGGAGAGUUCUCUUCUCGCCUUCUGCGAGACUACUGUCGCGCACGGGGGAUCCGCCAGACCUUCACGCUUCCGGACUCACCACAGCAAAAUGGGAUUGCUGAGCGCCGCAUUGGCAUGGUCAUGGAUGUCGCUCGUACGUCCAUGAUGCAUGCGGCUGCCCCCCAUUUUCUGUGGCCGUUUGCGGUGAGGUACGCGGCGCAUCAGCUCAACCUUCACCCCCGGGUCUCUCGGCCUGCGAUGUCCCCAGCCUUGCUGUGGACGGGGAAGGUUGGCGAUGCGUCUGUGUUCCGUGUCUGGGGAUCUCGGGCGUUUGUCCGCGACUUGUCUGCGGACAAGCUGUCCCCUCGUGCUGCUCCCUGUGUUUUCCUUGGCUUCCCCACUGACGCCCCAGGGUGGCAGUUUUACCACCCCUCCUCUCGUCGUGUUCUGUCCUCCCAGGACGUCACGUUCGACGAGUCAGUCCCCUUCUACCGUCUCUUCCCCUACCGCACUCCUUCCCUCCCCCCUCCCCCGGACUUCCUUGUGCCGGUUCCCCCCCCGGUAGACCCCCUCUCCCCUCAGGUUCCUGCCCCCUCAGGUGUGUCCCAGGUAGACGCCGUUGACCCGGUCGAGGUUACUGGUGACUCUGGUGCUGCUGCGGGUGCUGAGCCUGGGGGUGCUGACUCUGGGGGUGCUGUGCGCGGGGGUGCUGAGCCUGGGGGUACUACUGUUGGGGGUGCUGGGCCUGAGGGUGCUACUGCGGAGGGUGCGGAGCCUGGGGGUGCUGAGCCUGGGGGUGCUGUGCCUGGAGGUGCUGGGUCUGGGGGUGCUGGGUCGGGAGCUGCUGAGCCUGGGGGUGCUGAGCUGAGAGCUGCUGAGCCUGGGGGUGCUGCGUCUGGAGCUGCUGAGCCUGGGGUUUCUCCUGCUGCUGCGUCUCGCCGGGAGCCCCUCUCUCCACAGGAGCUGCGCGAGUGGUUCGCUCGCCGCUGGAGGCGUGCUGCUGAGUCUGGAGGUGCUGCUGGAGCUGGAGCUGGAGCUUCUUCGACCGUCGAGGGUGCGGGUGCUGCCGGUCCCGGAGCUGCUGGACCUACUGGUCCUCCUGGAGCUGGAGCUGCUGAGGGCGUUGGUGCUGAGCCUACUGCUGUUGGUCCUGCCGCUGGAGGUGUGGGUGGCGCUGGUGCUGUCGCUGAGGGUACUGGUGCUGUCCCUGCUGAGUCUGGAGCUGCCGCGCGGCCUCGGCCGUACUUCGUUCCGCUCCUGCAGCAGGUUCUUGGUCUUUCUCCUCCAGUAGAGGGUCCACCGCCUGUCCAGUCGCAGUCCCUACUGGAGCCUUCCUAUCCACUGCCUGCUCCCUGUCCUUACACUGGUCCUACUGGAGGUCUUGCUGAGCGUCGUGAGCCUGCGUCUCGUCCCGCGUCGCCUUCGGACUCUCUUCGUGCUGCCAGUCCUACUGUCACGCGUCUGCUUGCUACUGUCGUCACUGACCCCUCUUUUGAGUCCACGGCUGCGUCUGCUCUAGUCGCUGAGCUCGUCGACUUUGCUGCUCGCUGUCGUCUCGACUACGCUGCUAGUCUUGUUGCUGAGUCUGCGUCUGUCUGUCCUCCGUCCGUCGGGGGUGAGUGUGCUCUUGGCACGGACGUCCUAGAGGACAGGCAGGAGGAGUUACAGUGUCUAGCGGCUGCUUCACCUCAUCUCGCGUCUGUACUGCUUGCCCCUGAGGGAGACCCGGAUGCACUAGACAUCCCGACUCCGCGUUCUUACGCGGAGGCCGUAGAGGGUCCCUACUCCUCUCAGUGGCAGGCAGCUAUGGAUGCAGAGAUGGCUUCCUGGAAGUCCACAGGCACCUACGUUGACGCGGUUCCCCCUCCUGGGGCAAACAUCGUCAGUGGCAUGUGGAUCUUCAGGGUGAAGCGGCCGCCGGGCUCUCCACCUGUCUUCAAGGCACGGUACGUUGCUCGUGGCUUCAGUCAGCGGCAGGGAGUUGACUACUUUCAGACCUUCUCUCCCACCCCGAAGAUGACUACUCUUCGGGUGCUGCUACACAUAGCCGCUCAGCGCGACUACGAGCUUCACUCUCUCGACUUCAGCACUGCGUUCUUGCAGGUCUACGGUCUCCGUCAGGCACCGCGUGAGUGGCACGACACACUGAGGACUACGCUUGCGGCUCUUGGGUUUGCUCCUUCUACUGCUGACCCGUCGCUGUUUCUUCGCACCGACACUUCCCUGCCGCCGUUCUACAUCCUCGUGUACGUCGACGACUUGGUCUUUGCCACAGCGGACACUGCUGGACUCGCCUACGUGAAGUCCGAGCUGCUGAAGAGACACACGUGCACAGACCUGGGUGAACUGCGCAGCUACCUUGGCUUGCAGAUCACUCGGGACAGAGCACGCCGCACCAUUACCUUGACUCAGUCACACAUGGUGCAGCAGGUCCUUCAGCGCUUCGGCUUCACGUACUCCUCGCCUCAGGCCACUCCUCUGCCUACUCGCCACUCACUCUCAGCUCUGCCUUCGGAUGAGUCCGUAGAGUCGAGUGGCCCGUAUGCAGAGCUUGUUGGCUGCCUCAUGUACCUGAUGACCUGCACACGACCUGACCUUGCAUACCCUCUGAGCAUUCUUGCUCGCUAUGUUGCUCCUGGGAGACACAGACCAGAGCACAUGGCUGCAGCGAAGAGGGUAUUGCGCUACCUGUGCAGCACAUCGGGCAUGGGGCUAGUGCUUGGAGGGCGGAGUCCAGUGGUCCUUACCGGCCACGCGGACGCUUCUUGGGCUGACGACCAGGCUACGCAGCGCUCGUCACAGGGUUACACCUUCAGCCUUGGUUCCGGCUCUGUCUCGUGGCGGUCUACUCGCUCGUCUUCGGUUCUCGGCUCCAGUUGUGAGGCUGAGAUCUACGCCGGGGCCAUGGCUGCACAGGAGCUUCGCUGGCUCACCUACCUGCUGACUGACCUUGGAGAGCCGCCUCGUUCUCCUCCAGUGCUGUACGUAGACAACAAGGCCAUGCUGGCCUUGUGUCGAGAGCAGCGCUUGGAGCACAGAACGAAGCACAUUGCUCUCCGCUACUUCCUUGCUCGUGAGCUGCAGCAGCGUGGUCAGUUGCGACUUGCGUACGUGGCCUCUGAGGCCAACACUGCUGAUGUGUUCACCAAGGCACUCACGCCUUGUGACCAUCAGCGCUUUUGCACCCAGCUGGGUCUUGUGCCUGUCUUGCCUCACUUGCUCUCCUCUUGA
This is a messenger RNA of Closterium sp. NIES-65, 5535 nucleotides long. Lineage: Eukaryota; Viridiplantae; Streptophyta; Zygnematophyceae; Desmidiales; Closteriaceae. The record is from the annotation of a GenBank genome assembly.